AUGGGUCGAAACCUGAAAAACGUUGUGGUUGUCUCUUUAGGAUUUCUCUCCUUGUUUACUGCUUACGGAAGCCUCCAGAAUCUGCAGAGCAGCCUGAAUUCUGAGGAGGGGUUGGGCGUGGCCUCUCUGAGCAUCAUUUAUGCGGCCCUGAUUCUGUCCUCCAUAUUCCUUCCACCAAUCAUCAUCAAGAACCUGGGCAGCAAGUGGACCAUUGUCGUCUCAAUGGCCUGCUAUGUCACCUAUUUCCUCAGCAACAUCUACCCUUGCUGGGCUACACUGAUCCCCACGUGCGUCAUCCUGGGCCUGGGCGGUGCUCCGCUGUGGUCAGCGAAGUGCACUUACCUGACCAUAAGCGCCAACCAGGAGGCGGGAAGAAACAGCAGCAGAGUGCGCCACCUGGUCAACCAGUACUUCGGCAUCUUCUUCCUGCUGUUCCAGUCCUCGGCGGUGUGGGGAAACCUCAUGUCGGCCCUCAUAUUAGGCCAGGAUUCAAACAGGGGGGUCGCGGUCCUGGCUAUGGUUUUGGUGGCGGUGUUUCUGGACGACAUAGACAGAGAGGCAGCCCAGGCUUACAGGAAGAAGCGGGAGCCGAUGAGCAGGGAGUUCCUGGCCACGUUCAGACACCUGAAGGACAAGCGGCAGCUUCUGCUCGUCCCGCUGACCGUAUACAGCGGGCUGGAGCAGGGCUUCCUCUCCGGAGACUACAACAAGUACUAUGUGACCUGUGCGUUGGGGAUAUACUUUGUGGGCUACACCAUGAUUUGUGCUGGUGCCACAAACUCCCUGUGCUCCCUGGCCUUUGGGAAGCUGUCUCAAUACACUGGAAGAGUUGCCCUGUUCAUUUUAGCUGCGGUGCUCAAUUUUGCCUGCAUCAUUGCUUUCCUGCACUGGAGGCCUCACCCUGGCCAGCUGCCCAUCUUCUUUGUGUUUCCUGCCCUCUGGGCGAUGGCGGAUGCGGUGUGGCAGACGCAACUCAAUGCGCUGUAUGGGGUUGUCUUCCCUGACCAGAGUGAGGCAGCCUUCUCCAACUAUCGGAUGUGGGAGUCUACAGGGUUCGUGAUCUCCUUUGCUUACAGCAACUUCCUGUGCGUGAAUGUCAAGCUGUACAUUCUGAUUGGCUCUCUCCUGGUUUCCAUGGCGCUCUAUGGCUGGGUGGAAUAUGAAGAAUGGCAGAAUUCUCCUGCGGGGGCCCAGAAGUGUGAUGUCAUAAGUGAGGAGGACAGAGAGGACAGGGAGAUGACAGCAUGAGACUCCAU
Megalops cyprinoides (Indo-Pacific tarpon) is the source of this 1256-nucleotide messenger RNA. RefSeq names its product protein unc-93 homolog A-like. The transcript is spliced from 7 exons. The record is from RefSeq and is a predicted model, not a curated record. NCBI's taxonomy places the organism in Eukaryota, Metazoa, Chordata, Actinopteri, Elopiformes, Megalopidae. Bases 1 to 1248 code for a protein of 415 amino acids.